Molecule: messenger RNA, 2847 nt
Organism: Cololabis saira (Pacific saury)
Lineage: Eukaryota; Metazoa; Chordata; Actinopteri; Beloniformes; Belonidae
Product: phospholipid scramblase 2-like
Exons: 8
Coding region: 227-1186 (319 amino acids)
Biological process (GO): plasma membrane phospholipid scrambling
Cellular component (GO): plasma membrane
Molecular function (GO): phospholipid scramblase activity
Source: RefSeq, a predicted model, not a curated record
CCAGUAGGCGUGGCCAUAGCAACAGCAGUAACGACAAACAGGUUGAGAAAGAAACAAGACGCAUCUUUCACUCCGUCGAUCGUCUUUUCCUCAGCGUUUACUUCACUUGACUUGAUUAUACUUUCACUGCUGUCGGGACAGUUGCAAAGAAGUUUCCCAGAGAAAACCAGGGAGUGAUACGGGAAGUGUGACGUCGUCUUUCUCCAUUUAAAGCCGCCUCCCCAUAAUGUCCGCUCCUGGUUACCCGGGCUCUCCCAACCAGCCGCCCUACCCGAUGCCUCAGCACGGUGGCCAGUCCGCGCCCCCGUAUCCCGUUCCGACGGGGGGCUACGGAGACCCCAGUCAAGCCCCUCCACCAGGCUUCAGCAUGGGGAACAUGGGCUACAAUCAGGGUCCUCCUGCUCCCGUCAUGUAUCAGCCGGGUCAAGGGCCAGAGUAUGGAAGCCCGCACGGGGGGAUAUCCCCGGCUCCGGCCCCCGCCGCCGGGUCUCCUGCCCAGGCUGUCGGGGUCCCACCCGGGCUGGAGUAUCUCACGCAGAUCGACCAGAUCCUGAUCCAUCAAAAAGUUGAGCUCCUGGAAGCAUUCAUUGGCUUCGAGACAAACAAUCAGUACGAGAUAAAGAACAGCCUCGGGCAAAAGAUCUACAAGGCCAAGGAGAAAAACGACUGCUGCACGAGGAACUGCUGCGGCUCCAUGCGCAGCUUUGACAUGAAAAUCAAGGACGUCAUGGACAGGGAGGUCAUUCGCCUCAUCCGGCCUUUCCGCUGCGUCUCUUGCUGGUGUCCCUGCUGCCUGCAAGAGAUGGAGGUCCAGGCACCGCCGGGGACGACCGUGGGCUACGUCCAACAGGACUGGCACCCUUGUCUGCCAAAGUUUUCCAUCCUCGGACCAAACAAGGAGACCGUGAUGAAACUGGAUGGGCCCUGCUUCGCCUGCAACUGCUGUGGGGACGUCAACUUUGAGCUGAAGGGGAAAGAUGGCGAUCACACCAUCGGUCGCAUCAGCAAGCAGUGGAGCGGCCUCCUGAAGGAAGUCUUCACCGACACUGACAACUUUGGCAUCCAGUUCCCACUGGACUUGGACGUGAAGAUGAAAGCUGUCCUCAUGGGCGCCUGUUUCCUGAUUGAUUUCAUGUUCUUCGAGAAAGUCGGGGAGGCCAACCAGCGCAGCUCGGUGUUUUCAUAGCCGAGGACAAAGAAGAAGAGGUGAAGCAAAUGCACGGCCACAAGGGUCCUCUCAUAUUAUUCUCUGUCUGUACUUUAUUUUUACACUUGUUCGGUGCCAGUCCCACGAUCCAUUUAUAGACACGUGGACAUUCUGAGCUAAUCAACUCUUGAUUAGGUUGAAUAGUUUGGGAUUUAAAUGUAACAGCAGAUACUCGUGUUCUUUAAACUCCACACCGUCCACAGAUGUUUGUUCAGCUUUGAAGUGAAAUUCACCCUGACCCUGAAUGUUUGUUUUUCUUCCCCUGUCCACAUGUAAAAAAUAUACUCACACACUGAUAUUUUUGAUAAAUUGUUCAUCUUUUAUGAAGACAUUGUAGAACAUCUAGUCUCGGUGCAAUAUUCUUGUAGCUUUAGUUUUAUAAAAGUAUAUCCUUGGCUUUGUUUAUACGAUGCUCACACCAGCUUCCUGAUGGUAGGGCACAUCUUCAGGUCCACCUUUGUAGUCGUUAAAGUUUCUCCGGACACUCUCAGUCCAUCCGGACUUUAGUGAUCACUUUUCAUCACUUCAGAUCCAGAAGUUUAAUUUAAUUAGUGCUCAUUCUCAUGAAUAAAUAUCGGCUGACAUUCCCAGCAUCUUCAUCCGUGUGAUGUGUUUGGUGUUAACUCGCUAAUUUUAGCAUGUAAAAACACCAAAAACGUGUAUGAAAUGGUAAACAUUAUAUCUGGUGAAUAACACCACGUUAAUAUUGUCACCAUUUGAUUCAAAAGAGCCUGUGCAUCGGUCUAGCUUCUGUUUUCUAGCAUUUUCUAAAGUUUAACAGAAAAUGUGCUCCUCAAAUGAGGAAGUGUUGGGUGGGAAGAGAGAAGUUGUGCAAGGAAGUCUUGACAGAGUGCAGACCUGCCUAAGUUACCCAAGUUAACACGUUCACACGUUCACCACAGAGCUUCGUUUGUCUCUUUAUGGUUUUCACACUUGUGUUGUCAGACCCUGUUGUGCACAACAAGCUGUGAGAGUAAAUGGGUUGCAUUGGUUAUAGCAUGGGGUUAGCAAGAAUGUCACUGCUACACCUUAACCCCACCCUUCAGCUUCUCACCUGGACACCUGUGUGUUCUUUGUAGGGCAGCAUGAAAAUAUAGGAAUGAAAUAAUGCAAAUUUAGGGUGAAAAAAAGGAGGAGAAACAUGUAUGUAAAAGAGCAAUAAAAAGCAGAAGUUGAGGUCUGCUGCACUAGUUAAUAGUUCAAACAUUAACAUCUGUUGUGUACCAGAGACCCAAGUGUGAACUUUAACCUUCUUCACGGUGUGUUUUCCUUUUCUUUUUUUUUUUCAAAAUGCCCUUUUGGUUCUGUUUAAUAUGCAUCUUUGUUCUUGUGCCUCCUGUGACAUGUUGCCACUAUUGCUGACUAAUCCACUGCAGCUAACUAAUACACUGCCACUAACUAAAACUGUCUUAUUUUCCUUUGCAUAGAAAAGGAAAAAUGAUCCAAAACAUGUACAGUGUUUAAUGCAGAUGUUUGUUUACUCUUUUACUGUUAAUCUGUACCAUACGCCUCAGUAAUACAGGCUGAAUCUGCCUUUUUUUUUUAUCAACUGUUUCCUACAACUGUUUCCUUAUUAUGCUAUUUGCUCUCAUCGAAAAAAAUGUAUUUCAGAAAAUAAAACAAACGCCAUGUUAAACCUC